This is a messenger RNA of Abrus precatorius (Indian licorice), 3011 nucleotides long. Its product is annotated as ubiquitin-like domain-containing protein CIP73. Gene Ontology annotation, molecular function: polyubiquitin modification-dependent protein binding; misfolded protein binding. Lineage: Eukaryota; Viridiplantae; Streptophyta; Magnoliopsida; Fabales; Fabaceae. The transcript is spliced from 17 exons. Bases 169 to 2883 code for a protein of 904 amino acids. The record is from RefSeq and is a predicted model, not a curated record. Gene Ontology annotation, cellular component: BAT3 complex.
AUGCGCUCUACCUUGAUUCAGGUGAAAAUCCGUUCUCGUGCGCGAGACGAGACUGAGCGGUGAAAGCGCCAAGGCUGCAACGCCCACUCCCUCCCUUCAAUCCCUAAUUACCCUCACUCCACUCACUUCCCUAUCGCUUUUGCUCUCUCUCAGGGUAUUACGUGGAAAAUGGGAAGUAACGGUACUGAAAAGAUCCCCAGCAAUAACAAUGCUGAAAGUUCCGAAACUACUAUCGAGAUAAAGAUUAAAACAUUGGAUUCACAAACUUACACCCUCAGAGUGGAUAAACAGAUGCCAGUCCCUGCUUUGAAAGAACAAAUUGCUUCUGUAACCGGAGUGUUAUCAGAACGGCAACGCUUAAUUUGCCAAGGAAAAGUUCUAAAGGAUGAUCAGCUCCUGUCUGCCUAUCAUGUUGAAGAUGGUCACACUCUGCAUCUAGUUGCAAGGCAACCUGAUCUACCACCACCUGGAAGUGUGCUCCAUCAUUCAGUGACUGAAACAAAUUCAAGCACAAGCCAUGGUCACAGUAGUCAAAUAGCCCCUGGUGUAUUUAUUGAAACUUUCAAUUUGCCCAUUCAGGGGGAUGCAGUUCCUCCCGAAAUCGAUAGGAUUGUUUCUGCCGUUCUAGGAUCUAUUCGACUUCCAACUUUUGCAAGUGGCAGUGAAGGGAUUGAUGUCAGGGAUCAUGAUUCCCAAGGCUUUGGAAGAACUUUGGGUUCUGGUGGAAUAUUGGAUUUAUCUCAUCCUCAACCUGAACAAGCUGGUUUGCGGUUUUCUUCUGAUAGAUCGCGUAAUACCUUUGGACUUCCAGCAACAAUAUCACUAGGGUCCUUGCAGCCUUCUGUCAUUCCUGAUUCUUUGACAACGUUGUCCCAGUACCUAAGUCAUAUAAGCCAUGAAUUUGAUGCAAUUGUCAGAGAAGGGGGGGAUAAUGUCCAAGCAGCUGAGGCACGUAGGAAUGAAGAAACGGGAUCUGUUUCUUCACGUUCGGGUUCAACUCCAGAAGGGCUCUCAUCACCCUCAUCCUUGGCAGAAGUCUUGCUUUCUACCAGACGAAUGAUCGUUGAACAAGCUGGGGAAUACCUACUUCAACUCUCAAGGCAAUUGGAGAAUCAAGCAGAUGUAACUGAUCCCUUGUUGCGGUCAAGCAUUCAGUCUAGGGCUUUGAGAACUGGAGUUUUGUUUUAUAACCUUGGUGCGUUUUUACUUGAGCUGGGUCGCACAACCAUGACAUUGCGUUUGGGUCAAACCCCGUCUGAAGCUGUAGUUAACGGUGGGCCUGCAGUUUUUAUAUCUCCAAAUGGUCCUAACCAUAUCAUGGUUCAGCCCCUUCCUAUUCAACCUGGGCCAAGCUUUGGUGCUGUACCUGUGGGAGCUGCACAGUCUAACUCAAGUUUAGGUGGUGGACUUGGUUCAAGUUUUCUCCCUAGGCGUAUUGAUAUACAAAUACGGCGAGGUACCUCGACAACCCCAUCCAGUACCAAUCAAGAAGAACGCAAUGAUACGCAAUCUGCUUCAAUACAAAGAAAUCCAGGUGAAAGUUCUGUUAAUCAAACAACUUAUAGGCGUCCAGAUGCAUCUGUUUCUGGGGAGCCAGGAGUAAGGUUAGUGCCAAUUAGAACCAUGGUUGCAGCUGUACCAGGACCCUUAGGUCGUCCGCCUUUGGAAUCAUCUGGUAAUUCCAUAGGGCUUUACUAUCCAGUACUUGGGAGAUUUCAACAUGUAUCUACUGGGCAUGCAAAUAGUGAACAUGUAUCUCAACAAUCCAGUCAGCAUCAUGCUGCUCUACUUUCAACUCCUGAAUCCACACUGCAAAGGCAAAGCACAGAAGAUUCUGCGAGGAAUGGAUCCUUAUCAACUCCAAGCACGAGACAAGAGCCAUCAAAUUCUCGAGUUGUAAAUAUCAAUAUUCUGGCUGCUAGUGGGCCUCAAAACAACCAAGAAUCUGAGAGACAAAUACCAAGCAGUGUACUUCAGUUUUUAAGGACACUCUUUCCUGGUGGAGAAAUUCAUGUGGAAGAUUCAAGUGUACAAGGGACAAAUGCAGGUUCUACCUCAGAUCACGCUGCAACAUCAAGGGGUGCUGCCCAAGUCCCUGAAGCACAGCCUAAUGUUAGUGACGAAGGAAUUUUUUUGUCUAACAUACUCCGUGAGAUCAUGCCAGUCAUAAGUCAACAAUUAGGGUCUGAGGGAAAUCCUUCGGAAGAUCAUAUGGCUCAAGAUUCUGCAACCCAGGUUGAAACUGAUGCUGGGACAUCACUCAGACGGAGUGGUUCUGAACCAAGUCCCCCAAAUCCAAAACGUCAAAAGUGUGUUCCAUUUUCCUUACUCCCAAUUUCCAUUGGGCAAAGGGGUGGAUACUUACAACAGGUGCCCUGGCACUCACUCAGUGACAGCUCACAACUCCAGCAUGGGACUCUAUGGGAGAGUGAAUGUGUACUUAGGAUAUAUGUUGCUCUCUUUGUUGGGUCGUCCUAUGGUGUCUCUGAUCCCAUGAUCGUGUGUCUGCUAUUCAUUAGCAGUUAUACAAUACUAGUCUGUCUCAGGUGGGAUUUUGUUGGAUCUUAUCCCCCCCAGUGUAAUCUUACAGUGAAUCUUAUCUACCAUCAAAUGUGGACUGAAUUUAGUUUUAGAAUAACAUCUCAGACGAAGAUAAUUUGUCAACAGCCCUUACGUCGAAAAUACAGAUUCAAUUAUCGAACAAGACGGAGUAAUAUAGAGGAUAAUGUUCGGUCGAGGAGGAUUGUGAACAUAGGAAACAGAAUUCAGGGUGGAUCUCAUGAUGUCAAUUUGGUAGUAUACGCUUGUGUAAUUAUCUACAUCAAGCGUUAUGUCACUCUCUCCUUCUGUAGACAAAAUUUUAAGACUGCUGUCCGAAUGUGACUUUUUGUAUAUUAUUGGCAUUGGAAUUGAGCUUACCCUAAAUUCAGUUCAGUUUAUGCUUGGAAUUGGUAAUAGAAGUCAACAUUUGAAUCGAUAUUAGCUAUCAUAUAAAUAUCAUUUGGCGUCUU